GAAAGAUGCAAGUGACUGAAAAAUGGGACUGGUUCGUUAUAGUCGUUGGGCUUCGCGCCUCAAAACAUUGAAUUCCCAAACCAAGCCGUUACUCUCCUCCUCCUUCUCCUCCGUCACCACAGCCGACAAUGAAAACCCAGGUCGACCCGGACCGCCUCCGAUCCGAGUCGCUCUCACCGAGUCAUUCGGUCGAGGCGUCUUCGCGACCCGGAAAAUCGAGACCGGUGAGCUCAUACACACGGCCAAACCCGUUCUCUCUCACCCUUCUCUGUCAACCAUCCACAAGGUCUGUUAUUUCUGCCUCAGAAAGCUGAAAACCACAGACAGCUCUCAAGCCCAACGUGUUUCGUUUUGCAGCGACGAAUGCCAACGAGAAGCAAAGGGGUUUCAUGAUAUGGAGAUGAGAGCAGAUUGGUCAGCUUAUGAUGACUAUUGUCGGUCUCGUGGUUUGAAAUAUCCAUUACUUGUGAAGCGGUUGGCUUGUAUGGUCAUGUCAAGAGCUGCAUCUGCCAACCUUCUUGACAUACUCCAACCUGCUAGCUUAUCUCCAGAGAUGAUUGUAGAGAUGGAAGAGGGUUUUCGCUUGCUAAGGAGUGCCUUUGAAAACUCAAAUAUCACUGGUGAACAGAUGUCAUUUUUAACUAAACAAUGGUACAUUGGUAUACUGGCACGGAUUCGCAUUAAUGCAUUUCGAAUAGAGUUGGUCGGUGCAUUGUAUGAUGAUCUCCUGUCAUCAUUAGCAGCCUCUAUAGAAUCUGAAGCUGCUGUUGGGAAUGCUGUUUAUAUGCUCCCAUCCUUCUAUAAUCAUGAUUGCGAUCCAAAUAGCCACAUUAUAUGGAUAGAGAAUGCAGAUGCAAGAUUGAAGGCCCUUCGUGAUGUGGAUGAAGGUGAAGAGCUCCGGAUCUGCUAUAUUGAUGCAAGCAUGGAUCAUGAUGCUCGGCAGAGUUUCCUGUCCCAGGGGUUUGGUUUUCAGUGCAAUUGCCUUCGAUGUCUGUCUGGUGAUUAAGGGUGUUAUUUGAGAAUCUGGCUUUUAAUUAAUUAAUUAAUUUUAAAUUUAGGAGGGAGUUUCAAAUAUGAGACCUCUUCCAAUCUUUUGGAUGAUAAAUUUAGUUUUUUAAUUAAGAUUUUGCUAUAACUUCAGUUA
Prunus mume (Japanese apricot) is the source of this 1144-nucleotide messenger RNA. It is a transcript of the gene SDG38, whose product is annotated as SET domain protein 38. Gene Ontology annotation, cellular component: nucleus. The record is from RefSeq and is a predicted model, not a curated record. Gene Ontology annotation, molecular function: protein binding. Lineage: Eukaryota; Viridiplantae; Streptophyta; Magnoliopsida; Rosales; Rosaceae.